AUGCCGCCACGCGUUCCCCUCUUCUCGAGCCUGAGGGCUUUGAAUGGACAUGGCUGUACAGCAUUUCCGUCAGUGCAAAUCUGUCGAACUUUCGCCUCGACAUCCGUAGACCAGGCUUCGACUGUUCAGCAAAGGAGACAACACCGCGACCCAUAUGCUCUGGCACAAGCACGCGCCCGCAAGGCCGCCAACAUCUCACGCCAGGAAGUCCUCGAGCAGGAGCGCUCAGCAGCACUUGGUGACCCCGUCCGCGGAAUACCUACUCCCUUUGUCCAGUCGUUCGAGACGGUCAUCCCGCCCACUGCCACGCCUUCUUCUACUUCCGACCUUCACACUGCCACACGCAAUGAGUCUGGCUCACCGAAUCAAUCUCCUCCCGGUCCGAACGCCGAGUUGGAAGACUACAAGAACUUCUACCUCACACAAAAAGAAAUCGCAGAGGCUUCCGUGCGCAGUGAACAGUUGACUGCUGCCGUCGCCGAACAAGACUUUUCCGAGACAGACGACCCGGAGGUGAAACGAAGCAGAGAACAGGAACGCCAGCAGAACGAUCAAGAGCGCAAACAGAAGCACGCGACAGCCACCGAAGCCCUCAACCGUAUUGUGUCAUUGGCCAAUGGCUCAUCCAAAGACCGUCUUCGUGUCAAUAUCCAGCGCUGUGUUGAUGCUUUCGGUCGCCACCAGACCGACAAGAAGCUGCCACCCAAGCCCCCGGUCGCCGAGUCCAUCUUGCUCAAGAACCCUAGUGCCAACACACAGAAAGUGGAGCGUGCUGGCCCCGAUACUGGCAGUAGUGAGGUCCAGAUUGCCAUCUUGACAGCCAAGAUCAAGACACUAGCCGAUUUUCUCGAGACCAGAGGCAAGCCAGACAAGAUCAACAAGCGCAACUUGACCAUUCUGGUUCACAAGAGACAGAAGCUGCUUCAAUAUCUUAGGCGAAAGGAGAGAGGUGGCCCAAGGUGGCAGCAUCUUAUCGAGACUCUUGGUCUGACCGAGGGAACCUGGAAGGGCGAGAUCAGCCUGCGAUGA
Messenger RNA from Aureobasidium subglaciale EXF-2481, 1029 nucleotides. RefSeq lists its product as uncharacterized. Gene Ontology annotation, molecular function: structural constituent of ribosome. Gene Ontology annotation, cellular component: ribosome. Lineage: Eukaryota; Fungi; Ascomycota; Dothideomycetes; Dothideales; Saccotheciaceae. Bases 1 to 1029 code for a protein of 342 amino acids. Gene Ontology annotation, biological process: translation. The transcript has 2 exons. The record is from RefSeq and is a predicted model, not a curated record.